UCGUCUAAUAGCUCAUUAUUGGCUCAGCUUCCUCCUCCAGCACACUUUUCUGCUGUGACCACUGGAGGCUCUCAGCAGCUUAUGCGUCACUUCACCUCUCAGUCGCUGAUCAUGGCGGAGCUACAGCUCCAGCAUGAAGUGCAGCCUCAACUUCUUAAUGGGGACGUUUUAAACGAGGAGAGAGAGGAUGCAGACGCGACAGAAUCAGUGAAGAAGAAGAGAAGAAAGAAGAAGAGGAAUAAGACUACCGCACCAGCAGGGACAAAUGAGGCUGAGGGGGAUGGAGAACCUGGAGGUGUUGGUGAUGUGACAAAACAGUUGGAGCAGCAAACCCUGGAGGACAAAGAGAGGGAGGAGGAUGGAGAAGAAGAUGGUGAAGAGGGUGAGAACUCGGCUGGAAAAAAGAAGAAGAAGAAGAAAAAGAAGAAAGGAUUGAGGGGACAGACUGACCCUCCCUCAAUCCCUAUUUGUGAGCUCUAUCCCAGUGGAGACUUUCCAAAGGGAGAGGAGUGUGAAUAUCCACCAUCGAAAGACGGGCGCAGUGCAGCGUGGCGGACCACCAGCGAAGAGAAGCGGGCGCUGGACAGGGCCAACGAGGAAAUGUGGAGCGAUUUCAGGCAGGCUGCCGAGGCACACCGGCAGGUCCGCUCCUACGUAAGGAGCUGGAUCCAACCGGGGAUGACCAUGAUUGACAUCUGUGAGAGACUGGAGGACUGCUCCAGGAGGCUCAUCAAAGAAAACGGGCUAAAGGCAGGCUUGGCUUUCCCCACCGGAUGCUCCAUCAACCACUGUGCAGCCCACUACACCCCCAAUGCAGGAGACCCCACUGUGCUGCGCUAUGACGACAUCUGCAAAAUCGACUUUGGAACGCACAUCAACGGUCGAAUCAUAGACUGCGCCUUCACCGUCACCUUCAAUCCAAAGUUUGACCGGCUGCUGGAGGCUGUGAAUGAUGCAACCAACACCGGCAUUAAGUUUGCAGGGAUUGAUGUGCGUCUGUGCGAUGUCGGUGAGACCAUUCAGGAGGUCAUGGAGUCGUAUGAAGUGGAGAUAGAUGGGAAAACGUAUCAAGUGAAGCCAAUCAGGAAUCUCAAUGGCCACUCCAUUGGACAGUACAGGAUACACUCAGGGAAGACGGUCCCUAUCGUGAAAGGCGGAGAGGCCACGAGGAUGGAGGAAGGUGAAGCUUAUGCCAUCGAGACAUUUGGCAGCACAGGAAGAGGUGCAGUCCACGAUGACAUGGAGUGCUCACAUUACAUGAAAAACUUCAAUGUUGGACACGUACCAAUAAGACUUCCAAGGGCUAAACAUCUGCUGAAUGUGAUCAACGAGAACUUUGGCACUCUGGCAUUCUGCCGCCGCUGGCUGGACCGGCUCGGAGAGAGCAAGUACCUGAUGGCGUUGAAGAAUCUGUGCGACCUCGGCAUCAUAGACCCGUACCCACCUCUCUGCGACAUCAAGGGCAGCUACACCGCCCAGUACGAGCACACCAUCCUACUCAGGCCCACCUGCAAGGAGGUGGUGAGCCGGGGGGACGACUACUGAGCAUGUGCCAAAACUUGAGGCGAAACUGGGAGGAGCAUGACAGCUCUGAGACAACAGACCUCUGCAGACUGACAGCAACUUAUGCAAUAUUUCUCUGACCUAUGUACAUUUUCACUGCUUCUGUACCUUUAGGCCAUUAAAUAAGCAAGAGCAAAAGACUUGUGUCAUGGCAGUAGCUUAACAGUGUUUUUCUUUUUUAUCAAAGGAUUAAGCCUAUAGACAAAGGGACAUUUCUUUAAGUAAUGUAGAGCUCCCAUUUUAGUCAAAUAUUGAUGUGCUGCUUUUAGGAAAUAUGCAAAAGGAAAUAUAUGCAAAAAGAAUCAUGCAAAAAAGAUUUUGGGGAACUCCUUGGCUAACAAUGCUGAGCUUUAUUGCCUUGUUAAGAUCUGAUGGUGAAAAAACUGCUAUGAAAUAUUUAUAUUUAUAUUUAUUUGCUCUAUUUUAA
Labrus bergylta (ballan wrasse) is the source of this 1990-nucleotide messenger RNA. RefSeq names its product methionine aminopeptidase 2. NCBI's taxonomy places the organism in Eukaryota, Metazoa, Chordata, Actinopteri, Labriformes, Labridae. The record is from RefSeq and is a predicted model, not a curated record. Gene Ontology annotation, biological process: proteolysis. Gene Ontology annotation, molecular function: metalloaminopeptidase activity. Gene Ontology annotation, cellular component: cytoplasm.